Messenger RNA from Helianthus annuus (common sunflower), 807 nucleotides. RefSeq names its product NAC domain-containing protein 90. Bases 72 to 776 code for a protein of 234 amino acids. Gene Ontology annotation, biological process: regulation of DNA-templated transcription. The record is from RefSeq and is a predicted model, not a curated record. Gene Ontology annotation, molecular function: DNA binding. NCBI's taxonomy places the organism in Eukaryota, Viridiplantae, Streptophyta, Magnoliopsida, Asterales, Asteraceae. The transcript is spliced from 3 exons.
UAUAUAUUUGAGUCCCGUUAGCGCGUUUUACAUACAAAGAAAACGAAACAAAGUUAUAAAGAUCGUGAUCAAUGACGCCAGGUUUUCGGUUUUACCCAACCGAAGAAGAGUUAAUAACGUUCUAUUUAAAGCAUAAGAUACAAGGCGCGAACGUCACUAGGGAUAUAUUGCGAGAUAUCGAUCGUGUCAUACCUCAACUUCAUGUUUAUGAUUUCUAUCCAUGGGAUCUCCCUCAACAUGCAGGCGAGGUUUGUCGAGGCGACCCUGAGCAAUGGUUCUUUUUCAUUCCUAGGCAAGAAAAAGAAGCCCGAGGGGGGAGACCAUCCCGCCGCACAAGUUCAGGCUACUGGAAGGCCACCGGAUCUCCGAGUGUCGUUUACUCAUCAAGUAAUCGAAUCAUUGGGAUAAAAAGAAGCAUGGUGUUCUACAAUGGUAGAGCUCCCACAGGGAAGAAGACUAAAUGGAAAAUGAAUGAGUACAAGGCUUUCCAACAAGAAUACUCCUCAAACACCAAUACUACACCUAAGUUGAUGCAAGAAGUGAGUUUGUGCCGAGUAUAUAUAAAAUCAACUUGUUUGAGGGCAUUCGAUAGAAGGCCACUAGCUGAUCACCAAACCCUUGAAAGCAAUGACCGUCAUGCAACCACGUCGACUCACCUUACUGGUCAACCGACGACACAGAUGAUUGCGAGCCCAUUUGAUCAUAGCCAUACUUCAUUUGAGGCGAUCGAGGAUCAACCUUUGUGGGAGUGGGAAGAAAAUCAUAACUGGUUGUAACCUUUUAAACAAAGUUAAAAAAAAAAAAAAA